AUAAUUUUUAAGAGAGUAAUAAAGAUAAUUACAUGUCAAAACCAUCCAAUUUGUAUUACAUAAAUAAAAUAACAUUGUUACUCAUUAACAUGAAAAGAUGGCUACCAGCAGACAGCAUGUCAAUUCUAGUGUUUCAAAUAGAAAUGAAAAUUCAAUGAAAAUGCCUGCGGACAAGCAAUUUCUAGAUACUUUCUGGAAAUUGGCAGUACCAUCAGAUAAUGAACGGAUAUCUGGAGCAACGACUUUGCUGCGAAUUUUGAUAGAGAAACAGAAUAAAAACAAAAAGGAUGAAUACUGUUCAGAGGUAUCAUAUAGUCUGAGAAGACUUGUGCGAGGUCUAGCUUCAUCAAGGAAAGGUGCCAGACAGGGUUAUGCAAUAGCCCUUACUGAAUUACUUUGUAAGGUGAAAGAGAUUGCUUUGGAAGAUGUAUUCAAACUUAUGAAGCAAGAACUUCAGGUGUCUGGAAAGAAGAGUGAAGAAAAAGAGUAUGCUUUUGGUCAAGUCUUUGCCUAUCUUGCUGUCAUCCAGAGUGGAAGACUCAACAAGCACAAUGGAGCGGAUUCUGUGUACGUCCUAGAGCAGCUACAUGCCUUGUCAAAACAGAAGUCAUAUCUGCAAUUGAUCUGUCUUCAAGGAGUCAUUGACCUUAUCAAGAGAUCAUCGGCCGAGCUAUUCUCUGAUCACAUAUGGCCUAUGCUGAAGUCCGAUUUGAAGCAAGGAUGGGAGGAUAUCUCACCCAAUAAUUUGGCCCUUCUCAUGGUCUGCAGACAAAAGUUUCCAGACGUUGUGAAAUCCAAGUUUCUUCAGAAUCACUAUGGCCAUGUUGAUCUGGUUCACCCAAGCAACUUCAACCAUAUCAUCCAGAUUCUUUCAAAAUCCACCAUGAUAAGUCAUCCUAUUGUCCAUCCAGUGUGUGAUAUGUUGCUAGCAUUGGUCUUCCAGGAUUCAUCAAAAGUGGCUCAAUUCUGGAAGGUUGUUGUAGAUGAUGGUCUGUGCACGUCCAAACACGAGACAAAGUACCUGGCAUUUUCCUUGCUGGAACGAGCAGUCCCCCUGUCUGAAGCUAAACAACUGAGGGCACUGUUUAGUGAGAAGCUCAUCCGUAGUAUGAUCAACAACUUGGCUAACAAGCAGGCUAUUCUCCAUUCAGCUGCUCUCAAAAUGAGUGAGAAUCUAGCAAAUGCUGUGAAGAACAUCAAAGAUCCACUUGUACAGUUCUCGGUUGCCAAAUGCCUGUUGUCAAGACCUGGGCAUGUGAAGUUUGAUGAUAUCACCAAGUCAAAGACAGUCUACUCCAUCAUCAGUAAUUUUAAUUGUGGAGCAGUGAAGCUAUAUCUGAAAUGGCUAAAGAGGUUAUUUCACAGCGGGACAGCAAGUAUAAGUCACAGAAUGCAAGAACCUAAUCUUGAUGAAGACAGAAAAUGGAUCUGUAUGCAGGUGUUGACUUUGAUCAAGAACCCUAAGAUUCCUAGGGAAGAAGACUGGCUGCUUGAUGCUACCAGGUUUCUCUUCCUACAUGCCUUCUUCACAGUAGAAACGGCACAACCAGACAUUCCAGAGUGUUCCAGCGUUCUUGAGACCCCUGUUAGCACUGAACUGCGUAAGGUGAUAAGCAGUCAUUUCUAUGGAGCUCUUGGUGUCCUCAGUACAAUCUCUCUCAGACCAGGUGCAGAAGAGAAGGAGAGCGAGAGUGAAGAACGCUCUUCUAGUCCCGAGUCAAGACAUAUGGGAACCACAUCAAGUGGAGAGCUGUGGGUGUCCCUGCUUGGUCAUUAUGCACAGGAACUUUUUACUAGUGAAAGUGUAACCUGCAAUGUGGAGUUUCCAGGCAAGGCACUGGCUGCAUGGUCCUCCAUGAUGGUCUCUGUUUCAGCCAUACAGACAAAGUCUGGGAAGACCAGUGCUAUGUCUUCUGGCCUGGCUUUCCAACUUCUUUUUUUACAUGUGGGACUGCAAAUGUUUUCAGAACCCAAGCAGAGUGCAGACAUACUCCAAGACCUUCAGUCAUGUUAUAAGAGGGCUCAACAAAGGAGAAGAUCAACAAAGAAGGAUAAAGAUGAACCUGAGUGGGUAGAGGUCAUUGUAGAGAUCCUUCUUAGUCUACUCUCCAAACCUUCUCAUCUCCUAAGAACGGUGGUUGAUCUAGCUUUCAAGAUGAUUUGCCCUCACAUGACACAGCCUGCCUUGCAGCAGCUACUUGAUGUCUUGGAUCCUGCUAAUAGCAACGUUCAAGUCAGCCAAGAUUCAGAUGAAGAGGAGGAGGAGGAAGGAGAAGAUGAAGAGGAGGAAGAAAAGGGAAGUAAGUUCACCAAGUUGAAGCCUACAAAGCCAUUAACCAAUGGUCAUAAAAAGCACAGAAAGGCAGAUUCAGAUGAUUCUGACGAAGACUCCGAUGAAGACGAUGAUGAUGAUGACGAUGAUGAAGAAGAGGAAGAUGAGCAUGCUGGAGAUCCUGCAAUGAAAGAUCAAAUCAAGGCAGCUUUAGGAAAUGCAGCAGUCCAAUCAGAUGCAGAGGACAGUGGAACCGACUUUGAACUGGAUGACGAUGCAAUGAUAGCCCAUGAUGCCGCCCUCAGUCAGGCAUUCAAAGCCAUGGCAUCUCGGUCGAGGAAGAGCAAGAAGGAAGCAUCCACCAUCAUGCUUCAUUUCAAACUAAGGGUCCUGGAUCUUCUGGAUAUCUUCAUCAAGAGGCAACAAAACAACCCUCUUAUCCUGGAUCUUGUGGUUCCCCUUCUGAAGGUGAUAGAAUCAUCUGCUGGACAUAAAGACAACCAAUUAUUGGCAGAGAAAGCUCUCAACAUCUAUCGCAAUAAACUAUGUAGGAUAAAGAAGUAUCCUCACAAUCUCUCUGACCACAAAGACGGUGUUCAUGAUACCAUUGAAGAGCUCAUAAAAAUUGCCAAGAAAGCUCACUCCAUGACCAUCGUGUCACUUGUUUCCUCUGGUUGUCUCUUUCUGAUGAGAGUUCUACGAGGAAAUGUUGCCAACACAGACCCCUCACCCUUGAAAACAAGAGGUCAGAGGGCAAAGGGAAGUGAGAAGAAGAAAGGCAAAAAGAAGAGUGGAAAGGAAGAAGAGGAAGUGGAAGAGGAGAAGGAAGAGGAACCUGCAAUGGGAUUGAUGGAUGUUGGAAGGAUAACAGGGCUGUACGCUGAUGCUCUAGAAGACUUCACAAUGCAUAGAGCAACGUGUUUGCAUCCAAAUCUAUUCACAGAUCUGAUAGUUAGAUUCCCAGCUCUGGCGUGGCAUUUGUCAGACACCCUUACCACUGCUGCUCAAAAUGGUGUACAGCUAUACAGGAGGACACAAGCGUGUAGAAUGCUUACCUUACUGCUCAGCAAGAGACCUUACUCAGGAUCACUUUCGUCUUGGCCAGAGGUCAGUAAGCACAUCCUGUCGGUUGCAACGUUGGUCAUACAAGACAUGCUGGGAGAAGGGUCUCAGUUCAAAGCCAAGAUGGCCAUUCAGUUUGUCCAUGCUGUACAGCAGUGUGCAUUGCUUGGACACCAUCUCAAUAAGGUUUCUGACUACGAUGAGAUAUCGACAGUUCUAGAGACAUUGAAAGAAAGAUCAGAGGUCAAGAGGUCGGGAGAAUUCAGAUCAGCUCUAGAUACAGCAAUAGCUGCUAUAGAAAAUAGAUCCAAAUUGAGCAAAAAGGGUAAGAAAAAGAGGAAGAAGUCGAGGAAAAGGAGGAGAAGUUUGUCUACAUCAUCCAUCUAAUAAUGUAAUAGCUUUGGUGUACAAAGCAUAUAUAUUAUUGAUAAAUUACUCAACAUAAACCACUCUUUUCUCCUAAUAUAAACAGGGUUUAAACUCAGAACCCCCCCCCCUCUUCUGCUACUAUGGUUUAAACUCAGUCCAUCCCUCUUCCCUUAUAAGAAUAGGAGUUGAUUCCAAACCCAAACUCCUCUAAUAUGAGCAGGAUUGAAGUUCAGACCCCCCCCCCCCCUUCUUCCCUAAUAAGAAUGUGGUUUACAUUCAGAACUUAAACUCUUCUUAUUAUGAACAAGGUUCAAAUGAAGAAACCAGCCACUACCCGAGUAUGAAGAAAUGUUGAAAACAGAACUAGUCAUUUUCCCUCAAUGUGAAUAGGGUUUAAAUAUAGUCAUGAUAAUGAUUAAUCCCUUCUCAAUUCAUUUCCAAUGUUAAUAAUAUUUUCAAUAAAAAGUAGUUAUUUCAUUAUUUACCUUAGCUAUUUAAGUAAUAAGACAGUUAGUAUAUUGGGUUCUACCUCAUUCACAGCCUUUUUUGUAAUUAUUAGUAUGUAUUUCAAAUAGCAAUCUUCAGGUAACUUCAUUGUUAUGCAAGAAGUGAAAAUGAAAGCACGAAAAGGCUAAGUUGUUCUUUUUCCCAGAUAAUCUAAUGCCACUAUGUUUAAAUCCCUUGGUGCACCAUCAAUUUUUGUGAAAUUCAUUGUAAUGUUCUUUAGGCUCAUAUUCAACAUAUCUAGAAAAAUAGAUUAAUAUAGUGUCUGGUUUCCUAAUCAUUAAAAAAACUUUUCCUGUACCUAUGUAUGCCAUGGAUAUGGACUUAUUGCGUCCAGCACCCGGUAACACAAAGAUUAGUGAUGAAUACCAAAUAUGAGAGAACAUUUUUGAGUGGUUCCUGGUCAGUGUUUUGUGCUAAAUGCGCAUGUAUUAUUGAACUUGAUUGGUCAAUUCAUUUAUCGAUCGAUCGCUAAUCUUUGUGUUACUGAGCCCUGGUGUGACAAAGAUUGUCUCAUUCAUUUAAAGCAUCAACUUAAAAAAUGUCCAUGGUUGUGUGCACAAACUCAUGA
Lytechinus variegatus (green sea urchin) is the source of this 4778-nucleotide messenger RNA. RefSeq names its product myb-binding protein 1A-like protein (gene mybbp1a). Lineage: Eukaryota; Metazoa; Echinodermata; Echinoidea; Temnopleuroida; Toxopneustidae. Gene Ontology annotation, biological process: regulation of DNA-templated transcription. Gene Ontology annotation, cellular component: nucleolus. The record is from RefSeq and is a predicted model, not a curated record. Gene Ontology annotation, molecular function: transcription corepressor activity; transcription factor binding; sequence-specific DNA binding. Bases 98 to 3721 code for a protein of 1207 amino acids. The transcript is spliced from 33 exons.